Stegastes partitus (bicolor damselfish) is the source of this 1095-nucleotide messenger RNA. RefSeq names its product glial cell line-derived neurotrophic factor-like. NCBI's taxonomy places the organism in Eukaryota, Metazoa, Chordata, Actinopteri, Pomacentridae. The record is from RefSeq and is a predicted model, not a curated record. The transcript is spliced from 2 exons. The coding region runs from base 271 to 1095 and encodes 274 amino acids. Gene Ontology annotation, molecular function: glial cell-derived neurotrophic factor receptor binding; receptor tyrosine kinase binding; growth factor activity. Gene Ontology annotation, biological process: negative regulation of neuron apoptotic process; peripheral nervous system development; positive regulation of branching involved in ureteric bud morphogenesis.
AAGUCUUUGCAUUUUGCGCUCCUGCCCUUGGUUUUUUGUGCGCACUGGAUGUUGCGCCACGCUGCGUAGUGGUGGCCAGUUGGCAUGAGAGUGAUUGCUUUACAGAUCAUCACGGUUUUCAGUGGCAGGAACCCGGAGUGAUGAGUGCGCUCCUCGUUUUUCUCUUUGGCUAAAACGUCUCCAAAAAAAAAAUGCCGUUUAUCGCUUUUGCCAGAUGAUACCUGUUGAGUUUGCAUCGCGCCAUGUCCUUCUGUCGGACUAAAGUGGACAAUGAAGUUAUGGGAUAGCCUGACCACUUGUUUGAUACUGCUGAGCGCCGUGCACGCCAGCCCGCUGCUCCAGAACCGACGACAGCAGCCCCCGUCCAGCAGGAGGAGAGGGCGCGCCGCGGAGGGUCCCCUGGAGCUCCCGCCGGUCCAAACCCGUCUGUCUGCUACCUCCCCGGGAAUCAGCAGCACCGAGCCUGCAGGCAGAGAGCAGAGGUUUGCAGGAGGAGACCAAGACAGCAUGGAGGAGCUCCUCCCAAGUGACUUUGAAGAUGUGGUGGACUUCAUAAAAGUAACCAUCAGCAGGAUACGUCGCUCCACCGCGCCUGCCGCGUCCUCAUCUACCUCCUCCUCCACCACCAUCGCCAUCACCACCCCUUCUACCCCCAGAGAAGACUUGAGCAGCAGGACUCGCCGCAGAAGGGAGAGGAAGAAGGGGGCAAGCCAGGAGAGUAGUAAAGGUGGAAAAAGAGGAGGAGCCAGAGGGGGGGACACGGGCCGGAGGACUAGAGGAGGAGGAGGUGGUGGGCGAGGACAGGGAUGUGUGCUCAAACAGAUCCACCUCAACGUGUCCGACCUGGGCCUGGGCUACCGCUCCAGCGAGGAAAUGAUAUUCAGGUACUGCUCCGGACCCUGCAGGAAGUCCGAGACCAACUACGACAAAAUCCUUUACAACCUCGUUCACAACAGGAAGCUUCCGGCAAAAGACACGCCCCCUCAGGCCUGCUGUCGGCCAACAGCGUUCGACGACGACCUGUCGUUUCUGGACGACAGCCUGGUUUACCACACCGUCAGGAAGCACUCGGCCAGGAAAUGCGGUUGUGUGUAG